AUGUCGAUAACUUGCAAGGUUGGACUAGAAAGCAGAGUUGUAAAAACCACAGUAGUAAAAACCAUAGCCCAGCUUGAUCAAAGUCUAAGGGAAUUGCUUGUCAGCAUAAGCCAAAAUGUACGCGGUAAUACUUGUAAAUGUGUUGUAGGUUUGGGAGUUGAGAAAGAGUUUAGACCGUCCUCUAGUGCUGAUGGCGUUGGAGGUAACCACCAAGUUUCAGAAAGAGUUGCAAUAUUGAAGCUUUGUUAUGGCACCAGUUGUCUGAUCAUCCAGUUGCUGCAACUGAAAACAGCGCCUUGCUCACUGUCCAACUUUCUCCAACUCCGAGGGUUAUCCUUUGUGGGUGUCGGGAUCAGGCACUGUCUUGAGGCGUUGGAGAGGGAUUACGGGAUCAAGUGUAGGAACGCUGUUGAUUUAGGCCAGUUGGCCUCGGCUAUCAAGGAGAAAGAAGUGUAUAAAGGGUAUGGUCUCCUGGAUUUAGUGAAAGAGCUGUGUUUUUCUGAUGUGAAGAAGCAUUUGAUGGAUAGUUUUACUGCUACAGCUCUGAGUAACUGGGGUGUUACCACAUUAUCCCAGAAACAGAUUGAAGCAGCCACUUCAGAUGCUUUCAUAUGCUUUUAUUUAGGCAAUGACUUGUUCGGAGGGUACAUAGGUUCUACUCCAUUUUAA
Molecule: messenger RNA, 669 nt
Organism: Chenopodium quinoa (quinoa)
Lineage: Eukaryota; Viridiplantae; Streptophyta; Magnoliopsida; Caryophyllales; Amaranthaceae
Product: Werner Syndrome-like exonuclease
Exons: 1
Coding region: 1-669 (222 amino acids)
Biological process (GO): nucleobase-containing compound metabolic process
Cellular component (GO): nucleus; cytoplasm
Molecular function (GO): nucleic acid binding; 3'-5' exonuclease activity
Source: RefSeq, a predicted model, not a curated record